AUAUUUUCAUAUUCAGUCUGGAAACAAAUUGCUUGUCAACAAUGUGUAACAUCUGUGUAGAUAAAUUAGAAGGACAUCGUCUUUCUUCCCAUUCGUGCUGAACACAUUCUGUGGAGCAUAUAUCUGGAGCAUGUUAGAUAAUAUUACAGCACUUUGUUUCAUUACCUCAUCCAUGACUACCAGGUCCCUACCAUGAUAUUUCGGUGACUUCGCCCAUCAAACUUUCACCUGAGACUAUUCAAUUUUAUGUCAUUGACUUGUAAGGAAUAAGUCGCUGGAACAGUUUUGUACAGCCUCUCACCACAAGGAGGAAAACAUAGAGACGGUUAUACGCCACAGAUCACAACUUCCAACCAAACAGAGAGGACGCAUCUCGCCGGCCAGAUUUGUGAUUAUGGAAACCAAACCUAACAGUAGAAUGGACACUGAGAACACUUCUCUCGUUGAUUCUACAGAUAUGAUGACGGAAGUUAGUAAUUUAAUAGAGAAAUAUACGGACGGGAGUUUUGGGCAGGGCAGGGUCUCCGUGCGUAAUUUAGGACACGCGGGUUCUUUACGCAGCAGCGCGGCUGGAUCAAGCAGUGAGGCUCUGGAUCAACUAUCUCUGCUUGACUUGCCUCUCGGUACCAAAACGUACACUGACCACAUGGAUGAAUUUCUGAAAGUUGAAACCGGACAGUGGAGCGCAAAAGCGCUUCUGCCCAAGGAGACAGAUGUUCUGGGUAGUGCGUUUAUCAAAGAUGAGAAAGAACAGUCUCUCAUUAUGGAGCCACCCAACACUGAUUUCGACGUCGGCUUAAACAUCAGCGCCUUGGAAAGCUGCUACGACUCUACCCUAAGGAAACAGCAGUGUGGGUUUAUUGAGGAGUCUUCAGCUUUGAGGCUCUCAUCUCAAGCUGCCCAACAGGUAGUUGUGGAGAGUUCCUCUAACUUUCAGUUGAACAUGAAUCAACCUACAUUGGUUUUGCCACCUCAGAGAAGAGUAUCGCCUUCUCUAGGCAGGGGUGUGUUGAAUUUCGAUGGAACGAGCGCAGCUCCCAUGAUGUCCAAAACGGACUUUUCUAAAUGGGUGUCCGCCACGGACUCUCCGUUCUGGUAUCAGUCCACUAGUGUGAAUGAAGAGCACGCUGGAUAUUCUUCACCAGAUGCCUUCAUCCCGCGCUCACGUACUGUCUACUCUGCUUUCCCAGGGGUUCCAUCUCAAAGAGUGUGUGUUAUAUGUGGAGACGAGGCUUCGGGUUGUCACUAUGGAGUUCUUACCUGUGGAAGCUGCAAGGUGUUUUUCAAGAGAGCUGUUGAGGGUCACCAUAACUACCUGUGUGCGGGACGAAAUGACUGCAUUGUUGAUAAAAUCAGGAGAAAGAAUUGUCCCGCAUGUCGUCUUAGAAAGUGCUAUCAGGCAGGGAUGAUGCUUGGAGGCCGUAAGAUGAAGCGGUUUGCGAAUCUGAAGCUCAUGGGGAUGAGUCCAUUGUUGAGGUUCCAGGGUCCGUUCUCCCUGAUGGCUGACGGUCAAACGGUGUCCUCCCUGCCCUGUAUGCCAGCCAUGCGUGAGCUGCAGCUGACCCCGCAGAUAAUCAGCAUCCUGGAGAGCAUUGAGCCACAGGUGGUCUACUCUGGCUACGACAGCUCGCAACCAGAGCUUCCCCACCUUCUCCUCAACAGUCUCAACAGGCUCUGUGAGAGGCAGCUGCUCUGGAUCGUCAGAUGGUCCAAGUCUCUUCCGGGUUUUCGCAAUUUGCACAUCAACGACCAGAUGACGCUAAUCCAGUAUUCCUGGAUGGGUUUAAUGUUGUUCUCCCUGGGUUGGAGAAGUUUCCAGAAUGUCACAACUGAUUACCUGUACUUUGCACCCGAUCUGGUCUUGAGCCAUGAUCAACUGAGGAGGUCUCCGAUCUACGACUUGUGCUUGGGGAUGCAGUUUGUUCCACAGGAAUUCGCCAACUUGCAAGUGUCCAGGGAAGAGUUUCUGUGCAUGAAGGCUUUGAUACUCCUCAACACUGUUCCUCUGGAGGGCCUGAAGAGUCAGACGCAGUUUGAUGAAAUGAGACAGAACUACAUCUGUGAGUUGACGAAAGCCAUCCAGCUGAAGGAGAAAGGAGUGGUGGCCAGCUCACAGAGAUUCUACCACCUGACCAAACUCAUGGACGGCAUGCACGAGAUUGUAAAGAAGGUCAAUCUCUACUGUCUGAGCACAUACAUCCAGGCGGACGCCAUGAAGGUGGAGUUUCCGGAGAUGAUGUCAGAGGUCAUUGCGUCACAGCUGCCGAAAGUGCUUGCGGGGAUGGUCAGACCCCUCCUGUUUCACAACAAGUGAAGCCAUGUGAUCCAGACAGUAUGCUUGGGUCUGGGACUCAUCGUGUCUCUGGUGUACGUGCGCCACAUCUAGUUAAUGUAGACACGCAUCUUUCCAUACACAAUUCCUCCCCUUUUAAUAGUCACAAGUUCUGACCUGAUGUGUUAGUUGAAAAUACACAAUUUUUCAAUAGGAGUAAAACUAAUAAUAAUAAUUCACAGUCCAAUCAUAAAGAGAGAAUAUAAUCUGCUAUUUCAUUAAACCCUGCUAUCGAAUUCUACAAAACAUGGCAAUCUUUGAGCAUUUUUGUGAUAACUUAAGACAGACUGUGUUUGCAUUUGGCAGGUUUGGUUUGAUUAAAAUUAACUCUGGUGUGAUUGCUCUGUUAGUGC
Rhinichthys klamathensis goyatoka is the source of this 2685-nucleotide messenger RNA. RefSeq names its product progesterone receptor (gene pgr). Lineage: Eukaryota; Metazoa; Chordata; Actinopteri; Cypriniformes; Leuciscidae. The record is from RefSeq and is a predicted model, not a curated record. The transcript is spliced from 9 exons. Gene Ontology annotation, molecular function: DNA-binding transcription factor activity; zinc ion binding; sequence-specific DNA binding. The coding region runs from base 395 to 2314 and encodes 639 amino acids. Gene Ontology annotation, biological process: regulation of DNA-templated transcription.